AUGGUCCCCUUUCACCCCAACAUUGGGAGGGGUCAUAUCUCAGGCUUCGAAAUCGUCAAGGUGGUGUGGUCGCACCGCAUCAGCGUUCAGCGCGUCAAUCCGCGCCGCCGCGGAGAUGAUGAAAUCAACCUUUCGCAGUGGGCGCCAUUACCUGCUGCCGCCAAGUGUGUGCCACCAGUGCGUCUUGCAGCGGAACUCGUUCGCAACCACGACUAUAUUACUACCAAUCGAGACAUCAUCAUAGGUACACGCGAAGUUUUCGAGGAGGUGAUAUGCCCCCUGCGCAAGAUGAAGGCGGUGACUUCCACCCUGGUAAUCCAGCCCUUGCUUCGCUCGUCGACAGCCAAAGGUGACCGCAAAAAUGUUAGCGUACUCUUCACCCGGCGUCGGCGCAGGGUAACAGCUACAUCGGCUCGCGGUCGCGCGAGAUCAUUUAAAAGCCCGACGCGGUAG
Molecule: messenger RNA, 453 nt
Organism: Aspergillus neoniger CBS 115656
Lineage: Eukaryota; Fungi; Ascomycota; Eurotiomycetes; Eurotiales; Aspergillaceae
Exons: 2
Coding region: 1-453 (150 amino acids)
Source: RefSeq, a predicted model, not a curated record